AUGCCGCCCCAAAAACGCAUGACGGCCAACCCGGUCAAGCCAGCGCGUCAUCGUGCUGGCAAAGUCGCCGAGUCGUCAUCCGAAUCCGAAGCCAGCGGCUCCGAGCAAGAAAAUGAAACCAAAAAGGCACCGCCCCGGAGGACAGCACCGCCGCCCAAAUUUGCCAGCGCUGCUGGUGCGGGUCGCGUCAUCAGCCGUGGCGACGGCGCCAAGAUCAACCUCAAGGGCGUCGGGUUAGCAGAUGCCGAAGAGGAGGAAGCGCGACAGAAAGCCGCCAAGGUGGCCAGGCUGGAGGCGGAAAAGAAGGCAAAAGAGGAGGGCUUCGUGACGGAGGAAGAGGAGGAAGAAGGCAGCGAAGAGGAAAGCUCAGAAGAAGAGAGCAGUUCCGAGGAAGAAGCCCCGCGCCGGCUGAUGAUGCGCCCCAAGUUCAUCCCCAAAAGCCAACGACAAAACAACGGCGCCGCACCCACACCCUCAACCACCACAACCGCCUCCCAACCCCCCGCCCCCCCACAAGACGACGAGGCCGCCGCCGCCGCAGAAGAAGAAGCCCGCCGCAAAGCCGCCGACGAGCUCGUCGAAGAACAAAUCAAAAAAGACCUGGCGGCGCGCGCCGCGGGCCGCAAGCACUGGGAAGACGACGCGAGCGGGUCGGAGGGCGGCGGCGGGGUCGACGACACGGACGACGUGGACCCAGAGGCCGAGUACGCGGCGUGGAAGCUGCGCGAGCUGAAGCGGCUGCGGCGCGAGCGCGAGGCCAUCGAGGCCAAGGAGCGCGAGCUGGCCGAGAUCGAGCGCCGCCGCAACCUGACCGAGGAGGAGCGCCAGGCCGAGGACGAUGCCCAUCUUGCGCUGCAGCGCGAGGAGAAGGAGGGCCGUGGCAAGAUGGCGUUUAUGCAGAAGUAUUUUCAUAAGGGCGCUUUCUAUCAGGAUGAGAGUAAGGCGGCGGGGCUGGAUAAGCGGGAUAUUGCGGGCGCGACGUUCGUGGAUGAUGUUAAUCGGGAGCUGUUGCCCAAGGCGCUGCAGAUGAGGGAUAUGACCAAGAUUGGUAAGAAGGGUGCGACCAAGUAUAGGGAUCUCAAGAGCGAGGAUACGGGGCAGUGGGGAAGGCUGGACGAUGGCCGGGGGAGGCGGGAUCUUGACCGCAAUGUGGAUGAGAGGUUCCAACCGGAUGAUCGCCGUCGGGACUGGGAGAGGGGCGGUGAUGGUGCAAAAGGUGCGAAUGCCAUCCCGCUCGGCGAGCGGUCACAGAGGCCGCGUGAAAGCCGUGAUCGGGACAGGGGGUACGACCGAGACAGGGGCGGAUACAAUGGGGGUAGAGAACAGCGCGGAGACGACCGCAGGGACUCAUACCGACGGCGUGAUGACGACCGGGACAGGAGACGUUCGAGGUCCCCGUCCCGGUCCCGGUCGCCCCGGCAAGACCGCGGUGACCGGCGGAAACGGUCGCCUUCCCGGGAACGGGAUCGGGGCCGGUACGAAAGCGACAAGCGGCGGCGGGUGGACACCCGAUAG
This is a messenger RNA of Chaetomium globosum CBS 148.51, 1515 nucleotides long. RefSeq lists its product as uncharacterized. Gene Ontology annotation, molecular function: RNA binding. NCBI's taxonomy places the organism in Eukaryota, Fungi, Ascomycota, Sordariomycetes, Sordariales, Chaetomiaceae. Bases 1 to 1515 code for a protein of 504 amino acids. Gene Ontology annotation, biological process: mRNA splicing, via spliceosome. Gene Ontology annotation, cellular component: U2-type spliceosomal complex. The record is from RefSeq and is a predicted model, not a curated record. The transcript has a single exon.